Heteronotia binoei (common prickly gecko) is the source of this 2614-nucleotide messenger RNA. RefSeq names its product 5-methyltetrahydrofolate-homocysteine methyltransferase reductase (gene MTRR). Gene Ontology annotation, biological process: homocysteine metabolic process. The record is from RefSeq and is a predicted model, not a curated record. Gene Ontology annotation, molecular function: [methionine synthase] reductase (NADPH) activity; FMN binding; flavin adenine dinucleotide binding. The transcript is spliced from 14 exons. NCBI's taxonomy places the organism in Eukaryota, Metazoa, Chordata, Lepidosauria, Squamata, Gekkonidae. The coding region runs from base 22 to 2073 and encodes 683 amino acids. Gene Ontology annotation, cellular component: cytosol.
CAUAUAGGUGGCUUUUGAAAGAUGUGCUGUGAAACAAACAGGAGGUUUCUGCUGCUUUACGCAUCCCAGAAGGGCCAGGCGAAAGCCAUCGCUGAAGAGAUUUGCCAGCAAGCCACGGAACAUGGAUUCAAAGCUGAUACUCACUGCAUCAGUGAGUCAGACAAGUAUAACUUGAAGAGAGAAAAGGAACCUGUGGUAUUCGUCAUUUCCACAACAGGUGAUGGAGAACCGCCAGACACAGCAAUCAAGUUUGUUAAAGAAAUUAAUGACAAAACCCUGCCAUUGAAUUACUUUUGCCAUUUACGAUAUGGAUUACUUGGUCUGGGAGACUCGGAGUACACGUUCUUCUGCAAUGGCGGGAAGCUAAUAGACAAACGUUUUCAGGAACUCGGAGCACAGCAUUUUUAUGAGACUGGGCUAGCUGACGACACUGUAGGUUUGGAGCUGGUGGUUGAUCCAUGGAUCGCUGGGCUUUGGGCUGCCCUCAAUCAAGAAUUUGCUUCAAGGAAAGAAGACCCAGGCUACCGUGACAAGACUGCCUCUCUUAGGGCAAGCAUAGAUUACAGAAUAGAGCAUUUAAAACUAGAAGAUUUGGCAGUGCAAAAUGCUGUUUUAUCUAAAAGUGAAGGAGAGGUUAACCCAGUGCCUCCCAUUCAAGACUCUCAGCCUUCCCUUUCCCGAUCAGCGCCUUCACUUUCGCAGUCUGCUCUUAAUGUACCUGUUUUGUCACCGGAAUACCUGGAAGUAGAAUUUCAAGAAAACAGCAACCAGGAAAGUUCUCCUAUGGAGGACCGCCUGCCUCUGAUUUCUGAGAGGCCCCUUGUCUACGUUCCUGUGUCCAGAGCUGUUCGACUGACAAGGGAUGAUGCUGUGAAAACAACUUUGCUGUUAGAGCUCGAUAUCUCUGAGACAACUUUCAGCUACCAGCCUGGCGAUGCCUUUAAUGUCAUUUGCCCCAACUAUGCCAGUGAGGUGGAUGAGCUGCUUCACUUUUUGGGGUUGUCAGAAAAGAAAGAACAUCUUGUUUGCUUGAAGGUUAAGCCCGGCACUAAAAAGAAAGGAGCAGAAGUGCCAUGGUAUAUACCUGAAAAAAGUUCUGUGAAUUUUAUCCUGACAUGGUGUCUGGAAAUAAGAGCAGUUCUCAAAAAGGCAUUUUUACGCUCCCUAGUAGAGUAUACAGCUGAUGCUGGGACAAAAAGGAGGCUUCAAGAGCUGUGCAGCAAACAGGGGGCCUCAGAUUACAAUGCUUUUGUCCGAGAUGCUGGUGUCUGCCUGCUGGAUCUGCUCUGUGCUUUCCCAGCCUGCAAGCCUCCGCUGAGCCUGCUGAUUGAGCAUCUUCCCAAACUGCAAGCUAGACCCUACUCUGCCGCAAGCUCCAGUUUAUCUCAGCCUGGAAAGAUGAGUUUCAUCUUUAAUGUUCUGGAGUUUCCAUCUCAUCUAGGUGAACAGCGAAGAGGCGUCUGUACUGGCUGGCUGGCUGGACAGGUUGCCCCGCUGCUUCGGUUGGAUAUGAAGACCCAAGUGCCCUUCAGGCCAGAGAUUGUAAUAUCUUCUCGGCUGAUCAACACUUUCCACUUGCCGGAUGAUCCCUCGGCCCCUUUGCUGAUGGUGGGUCCGGGAACUGGGAUUGCUCCAUUCAUGGGCUUCCUACAACAUCGAGAGAAACUUCAAGAAGACUACAAAGAGAGGACUUUUGGAGAGACAUGGCUGUUUUUUGGCUGCCGCUCAAAGGCCAAAGAUUACUUUUUCCAAGAUGAGCUCCAGCACUUUGUUGAGAAUGGCACUUUGACUCACCUUAAGGUUUGUUUCUCAAGAGACUCUCCAGCCCAGCCAGCUGCUCCAAAAUAUGUGCAAGAUCACCUUUGGCUUUGUUCGAAAGAUGUUACCAGGAUUCUGCUGGAGGAGAGAGGAUAUUUAUACGUGUGUGGGGAUGCAAAGAAUAUGGCUAAAGACGUGAAUGACACAUUAGUGAAUAUCUUAAUCUCUGAGAGAAAAGGUGAUAAACUGGGAGCGCUGAAAAUACUGGCUACAUUAAGAGAAGAGAAAAGAUACCUUCAGGAUAUCUGGGCCUAAGAACCAGAACAAUCUUUGUGCUCACACAGAAUUUGGCAUUGUUGAUCUCUGUGGAGGCUGCUUCCGGUUUCAGUGACAGCUUUGUCAAUUACACCUGCAUCCUUUAAAGCAGGGGUGUCGAACUCAUUUGCUAUGAGGGCCGGAUCUGACAUAAAUGAGACCUUGUUGGGCCGGGCCAUGUCGGGCCGGGCCGUGUGUGUACUUAUUUAAGAUUAAGUAGCAGAGAUAUAAAUUUUAUAAAGGACACAAAUUAAAUAUAUAUUUUUAAAAACCUAAAAGAUGCUUAAAACGUUAGCACUCUUCGGUCUUAAAGGUGCUUUCUUUGCCAGUUGCUCGGGGGCCUGAUGGGAGCCCUCCGAGGGCCUGAUUCGGCCCCUGAGCUGCAGGUUUGGUGCCCCUGCUUUCAACCAUCUGACGCAUAAUUUGUCUCAUCUGUUAGUCGGCUGUCUCAUCCCAGUGAAAAGUGUCCACGCCUGCACAGUCAUUUCACAGAAGAGUUUGCACAAACGGUGUUUCUUAAUAAAGAAAUCAUUUAUGGACA